Molecule: messenger RNA, 1888 nt
Organism: Aplosporella prunicola CBS 121167
Lineage: Eukaryota; Fungi; Ascomycota; Dothideomycetes; Botryosphaeriales; Aplosporellaceae
Product: glycoside hydrolase family 13 protein
Exons: 7
Coding region: 232-1770 (512 amino acids)
Biological process (GO): carbohydrate catabolic process
Molecular function (GO): calcium ion binding; alpha-amylase activity
Source: RefSeq, a predicted model, not a curated record
GUGGCUGGCAGACGAAUAGAUGGAAGCGUGGAAAGACGCGUGGCAGCAGCAGCAGCAACAGCAGCGGCCUAGAAAGGUCUAUCCCGUCCCGGCGACGUCAUGGGCGAGGGCAGAUAUAGCUCAGUGACGCGUGAGGAGGCCCGGGGGCAUACAGGGCGUAGUGGGUAGAGAGGAAAACGCACGCACGCAUGUGAGGACGGCGAUCCGGGGUGCUAGAGGGCGUGCCCCUGCAUGGGCGAAGGCUUCCAGAAGGCGGGCAUGGACGAGUCCAACUCGUUCUGGAAGAAGGGCCGGCGCGGAGAGAGGAGGCACAGAGCUCUCAGUGGGCUCGCGUGCGCCGCUACUCCCGCUGAAUGGCGCUCGCGCUCCAUCUACCAGGUCCUGACUGACCGAUUCGCACGCGAUGAUGGCGGCACCGGCGCCUCAUGUGACACGGGUGCGCGUGCGUACUGCGGCGGCACCUAUCAGGGCAUCAUCAAGAAGCUGGACUACAUCCAGGACAUGGGAUUCACGGCCAUCUGGAUCUCGCCCAUCACGUACAACCUCGAGGGAAACACGGGCGAUGGCACGGCGUAUCACGGCUACUGGCAGCAGGACCUGUACCGGCUGAACGAGAACUUUGGCAGCGCCGACGACCUCAAGGCGCUCGCCACCGAGUUGCACAACCGCGACAUGUACUUGAUGGUUGACAUUGUCGUCAACCACAACGGCUGGGCCGGCGACGCCAACAGCGUCGACUACAGCAAGUUCAACCCCUUCAACCAGAAGUCGUACUACCACGACUACUGCGAGGUGACCGACUACAACAACCAGGACCUGGUCGAGGACUGCUGGCUCGGCAGCUCCAACGUCGAGCUCGUCGACCUCAAGACAGAGGACUCGGCUGUCGCGCAAAAGUACAACGAGUGGAUCGCCCAGCUCGUCCAGAACUACUCCAUCGACGGGCUCCGUCUCGACACGGCCAAGCAUGUCGACAAGUCCUUCUAUCCCGACUUCAACAAGGCGGCCGGCGUCUUCAUCACCGGCGAGGUCUUUGACGGCAACCCGGCCUACACCUGCCCGUACCAGAACUACCUGGACAGCGUGCUGAACUACCCCAUCUACUACCCGCUCACGCGCGCCUUCACCUCGCCCAGCGGCAGCAUCAGCGACCUAGUCAACGAAAUCAACACCAUGAAGACCGCCUGCAAAGACUCGACGCUACUCGGCAGCUUCAGCGAAAACCACGACAUCACGCGCUUCGCGGCGAUAACAUCCGACAUGUCCCAAGCGAAGAACGUAAUCGCGUACACGAUCCUCGCCGACGGCGUGCCCAUCAUCUACGCCGGCCAAGAACAGCACUACAGUGGGGCGUCCGACCCCAACAACCGCGAAGCGACCUGGCUGUCCGGCUACAACACCGACGCCGAGCUGUACAAACUCACCGCCGCGGUCAACAAGGCGCGCAACGCCGCCAUCGCGGCCGACAACCGCUAUCUGACGUACCAGAACUGGGUGAUUUACAGCGACGGCACGACGCUCGCGAUGCGCAAGGGCUACGAUGGCGCGCAGCUGAUUACCGUGCUCAGCAACAAGGGCGCCAAUGGCGAUGCGUAUACCCUCAAUCUGGGGAACACUGGCUGGAGCAGCGGCACCGCCGUUACCGAGGUUAUUGCGUGCAGCGAUGUUACGGUUGGUGGCGAGGGCGUGCCCGUGCCCAUGACGAAUGGGCUGCCGAGAGUCUAUUUCCCGACUGCGAAGUUGGCGGGGACGGGCGUGUGUGGGAAGUAGGUAGGGUUUGGAGAUGUGUGGGGCGAGCGUGGAUGGUUUUCUUUUCAUUUUCAUUUUCUUCUUCUUCUUCUUCUUCUCGCCGCUCCUUCUCACGCAACGCCUGCCUGCCUGCCUGCGC